AUGAACGACACUAUACCAGAUACUCCCAAUCGGGACAGGAAACAAACGCCCGAGGAAGACUACGAGACUAUUGCCACGGUCCCAGUCGGGGCGCAUUCACUGACACCCUCGCAACGAAUGACCCAGCCAACCCAACUUGUCCAAAUGCCUCAUUCACAUUCACGUGGAUCUGUUGUUCAAGUGGCUGCUUCUUCACCCACUGCCCCGGCCCAUUCACCUCCUCGCCGCAGUGGUGGUAUAUUAUCCUCCCUCAUGGCGCCUUCUGGAACACACUUUCGCUCUCCAGCAACUACAGUCCGCCCUGCCAAACGACCUUCCACAAUUGAUAUUGACGACGGUCCCACCUACCGAGGAGGCUCGUCUGAAGACGAAGAAAACCACACCAUCCGCUCCACCGAUAUAAAACCUGCGAUGUUCGAAAAAACUCGCAGUCCGGAGAAGGUUGCGGAGUCGCCCGUUCGUACAAACGGUCCAAUGGACCGUUUCAAGGAGAUUACCUCUGCUGCAGUCUACGACCCCUCGACCAACGGUGUCAAGCGCUCUGCUUCCCAAAUGAGCCCUACCGGAAUCGACGAUGUCGCCAUGAAAAAAGCCCGACAGAAUGCCCCCUCUCGCGCCAUGCCCAUUAUCAAUCAACAAUCUUCUUUGCAGGCAAUUGAAGACUACCGAGUUCGGGUCAAGGUGGAGCGCAUUUUGAAAGUCAUGCCUGGAAAAUCCGUUCACGACUGUGUGGAGGCUCUCAUGAAGUCCAACGGCAACUACGACGAAGCGCUGGAUCGCCUCGCUGGUAUCAAUGGCGACAAGGCUAUUGUCAUUAAUUCGUCUGAUGACGAGUUGACUGCGUUGCCCACAGUGGCUCCGCUGCCAAUGGCCAAGCAGCAGAUCAAGGCCCGAGGUACCAUCCACGACAAAUGGGCCUCCCGAAAUUUGAAGACUUCUCGGGAUCAAAGCGCGAUUGAGGAUGCAAAGCCUCGAGGUCGUCUGAUUCGCGGCCCUCGAAGCCGUGACUCCCCCUCCGCGAAUGCAAUCACCAUCGACUCCGAUGAAAGUCCACCCAAGCCAAAGGCUGGUGGUCGUCUCCAGAAAGGCCGCCGCCGAGAGCCCUCUGUGGAGUCUGUCGAGGCUGACAUGACCGAUUCUGAAGAUGAAGAUGUGCAAAUGCAAGAUUCCACCGCUGGCGGUUUGAAUUCGAAGGUCCUGAAAUUCUUCAAUACUUGCAGCGUCCGUGAUCUGGCCGACAUUGCCUCCAUCCCCGAGGAUACCGCCAGUCACGUCACUACCCACCGUCCUUUCAACUCGCUUGAUGAUGUUCGCGCUGUCGAAGCCCCCGUUGACCCGAGCAAAGCCAAGAAGGCAAAGCCGCGCAAAGCCCCCAAGCCUAUUGGCGACAAGCUCGUUGACAAAUGUAUCGAGAUGUGGACUGGCUAUCUCGCCAUCGACUCCCUUGUGGCUGAGUGUGAAGCACUGGGUAAACCAGUCGCUGCAGAGAUGAAGAAAUGGGGUGUUGACAUCUUUGGAAAGCGUGAUGGUGAUUUUGAACUGACUUCGAUGACCAACGGCAACGCGCAUGAUUCCGGAAUUGCUACCCCCUCGUCCAAUCGCCAGUCACCCAAUGACUCUGAUGAUGACGGCCCAGUGGCUGUGGUCCGAAAGUCCAAGUCACAGUCCAAUUUCAUUCCACAACCCUCGAUCAUGGCUGAAAGCUUGGUGAUGAAGGACUACCAAAUUGUCGGAAUCAACUGGCUGUCGCUGCUGUUUGAGAAGAAGCUGAGCUGCAUCCUUGCCGAUGACAUGGGUCUCGGUAAGACUUGCCAAGUCAUUGCUUUCCUUGCGCAUUUGUUUGAGCAGGGCGUGAAAGGCCCCCAUCUCGUUGUCGUUCCAUCGUCUACGAUCGAAAACUGGCUGCGGGAGUUUCAAAAGUUCUGCCCAACUCUCUCGGUCAUCCCCUACUAUGCCGGGCAGGCCGAACGUGCAAAUCUUCGGGAACAGAUUGAAGACAACCGUGAUGAGAUAAAUGUUGUCAUUACCACUUACACCAUCGCCAGGGCCAAGGUUGACGCGAAGUUCCUCAGAGACCAGGACUUCAGUGUCUGUGUCUACGAUGAAGGACACAUGCUCAAAAACCAUCAGUCUCAGCUGUACGACAAACUUGUUCGCAUUCCGGCUCGGUUUAAACUUCUCCUCACCGGUACCCCUCUCCAGAACAACCUUCAGGAGUUGGCAUCCCUCCUGGGUUUCAUCCUUCCUGAUGUAUUCCGGGAGCACAAAGACGAUAUGAACUCGGUCUUCUCCAACAAGGCCAAGACUUCUGAUGAGUCUCAUGCCACUUUGCUGUCGGCCCAGCGCAUCGAGCGGGCCAAGUCCAUGCUGAAGCCUUUUGUACUACGCCGCAAGAAGCACCAGGUCAUCGAUCUUCCGGCGAAAACCUCGCACGUCAAGUACUGCCAGAUGAAGCCAUCCCAAGUCGAGAUCUACGAGCACGAGAAAGAUCAAGUCCGCCAGCUCCUGGAAGACCGUGCCGCAGGCAAAAAGACCGGAUCCAAAUCGGCCAACAUCCUCAUGAAACUCCGCCAAGCCGCCAUCCACCCUCUCCUCGCCCGUCGCCACUUCAACGACGAGCGAAUCCGCAAAAUUUCCAAGGCCUGUCUCAAGGACCCCCAGUGGGAAAUGUCCGACCCCGAGACCAUCUUUACCGAACUGAAAAGCUAUAACGACUUCGAGUGCCAUCGUCUCUGCGUGGACAACCCCAAACACCUAGGAAAGUUCAAACUGCAGAAUGACGAGUGGAUGGACUCGGGCAAAGUCGAACAGCUCCGUGAACUUCUCCUCAAGUUUAUCGAGAACGGUGACCGAACCCUCAUCUUCUCGCAGUUCACGCUGGUCAUGGAUAUUCUCGAGCACGUCUUGGAGACGCUGCGGAUUGAAUUCGUCCGUUUGGACGGCCGGACCAAUGUCGAGGACCGGCAGUCCAUUCUGGACGCUUUCUAUGAGAGAGUGGAGAUUCCCGUUUUCCUUCUGUCCACCAAGGCCGGUGGUGCCGGUAUCAACUUGGCCUGUGCCAACAAGGUCGUCAUCUUCGACUCCUCCUUCAAUCCACAGGAGGAUGUCCAGGCCGAGAACCGUGCGCACCGUGUUGGACAGACCCGUGACGUGGAGAUCUUCCGAUUCGUCACUAGUGGCACGAUCGAAGAGCAGAUCUAUGCCCUUGGGCAGACUAAGCUCGCCCUCGAUCAUGCCGUCGCUGGUGACGAUGACGGAGGCUCUGCUAAGGGAGAGGAAGCGGGCAUCAAGGCGGUGGAGUCCAUGUUGGUAGCGGAUAUGGAGAAGGCGAAAGAGUAG
This is a messenger RNA of Penicillium pulvis, 3339 nucleotides long. RefSeq names its product DEAD/DEAH box helicase. Gene Ontology annotation, molecular function: ATP-dependent chromatin remodeler activity; ATP binding; chromatin binding. Gene Ontology annotation, cellular component: nucleus. Bases 1 to 3339 code for a protein of 1112 amino acids. The transcript has a single exon. NCBI's taxonomy places the organism in Eukaryota, Fungi, Ascomycota, Eurotiomycetes, Eurotiales, Aspergillaceae. The record is from RefSeq and is a predicted model, not a curated record.